Medicago truncatula (barrel medic) is the source of this 1500-nucleotide messenger RNA. Its product is annotated as NAC transcription factor 25. Gene Ontology annotation, molecular function: DNA binding. The transcript has 3 exons. The coding region runs from base 290 to 1324 and encodes 344 amino acids. Gene Ontology annotation, biological process: regulation of DNA-templated transcription; system development. The record is from RefSeq and is a predicted model, not a curated record. NCBI's taxonomy places the organism in Eukaryota, Viridiplantae, Streptophyta, Magnoliopsida, Fabales, Fabaceae.
CCCUUCUUUUUAUCUAUCAAUCAAACUCAAAGUCAUGCAUACACUACACCACAUGCAUCCCACUCUACCCAUUUUGAUUCAAACCUUUUACUAAUAAUCCAUAGUUUUCAAUAUCUUUUCUUGCCACUACUUUCCUUAAUUUGACAAAAACGAUAAGAGCAAAAAUGUGAAAGCAAAAGCAAUAGAAAGAAACUCUCAAAUCAUAACCAAAAAAGUUAUUUAGUUUUUGUACUACUAUAGAAUAGAAUAUGCAUGAAACAUAGAAAAUUCAUCAUCAAAAAAAUCGAUCAUGGACAGCACAGAUUCAUCAUCUUGCUCUCCACACCCCCACCUACCACCAGGUUUCCGAUUCCACCCUACCGAUGAAGAACUCGUUGUUCACUACCUCAAAAGAAAAGCUGCUUCUGCACCUCUUCCAGUAGCCAUCAUAGCAGAGAUUGAUCUCUACAAAUUCGACCCAUGGGAACUCCCAAGUAAAGCAAGUUUUGGGGAACAAGAAUGGUAUUUUUUCAGCCCAAGGGAUAGAAAAUACCCAAAUGGGGCCAGGCCUAAUAGGGCUGCAACUUCUGGGUAUUGGAAAGCUACUGGAACUGAUAAGCCUAUAUUAACAUCUGAUGGGAAUCAGAAAGUUGGAGUUAAGAAAGCACUUGUUUUUUAUGGAGGGAAGCCACCAAAAGGAGUGAAAACUAAUUGGAUUAUGCAUGAGUACAGGCUCAUCACUGAUCACAAUAAUCAUCAUUCUUAUAAUGCAACUUCAAAAACUCCUCCUCUGCCUUCUGAUCAUCCUCCAAAUAAUAACAAGAAGAAUUCCCUAAGGCUUGAUGAUUGGGUUUUGUGCCGAAUAUACAAGAAAAGCAACAGUAGCAACAUGCCAAGGCCACUCCUAAUGGAUCAAUAUGAUGAUCAAACCUAUAAUAUGCAACAAAACUCCAAACAUUCAUCUUCAAGAAGCACAAGUUAUGGACUUGAAAAUGAUGACAAUUUCUUUGAUGGAAUCUUAGCAUCUGAUCACGGAAUGCAAAAUGGUUGUGACAUAAACUCAAAGGGUGAUAACAAUAAUAAUGAAUCAUUAUUCCCUAUGAAACGUGCACUAAAUGCAUCAUCACAGUUUUGGAAUGAAACAGGGUCACCAGGGUCAUCUUCUUCAAGCAAACGGUUUCAUGGAGAUCUUAACAGUGGAAUUAGCAGCAAUGCUGAGGAAAAUAAUUCAUUUGUUUCACUGCUUAGCCAGCUUCCACCAAGCACAACUUUUCAUCAAAAUUCAAUUCUUGGAGAUGGUGUAAUGAGGCAACAAUUUCAACUUCCGGACAUAAAUUGGAACUAGUUAUAUAUAUAUGAUUGCUAGCUUGGUUAAUAUGGUUAGUAUGUUAAUAAUUGAUGCAUGCUGAUCUUACUAUUAUACUUUCUAUUGUAACCAUUGAUAUUAUUUAUAUACACAAAAAGGAAAUCAUAGGCCUAUAUAUAUUUUGAAGUAAUAAAUUAACAUGAUUAAAUCUUAUA